ACCAAGGAGAAAGCCACCUCUACAGGAAUAGAAGGAAUCCCUGGAGAUCUUCCUUCCUCUUUCUGUACACAAACUCUGAAUUCCGCAAAUUUUAUUUUCCUUAUUUAUUCCUCUUAAUUUAAUAACUCAAUUUUUUUUCCUUAAGGAAAUGGAAGAAUCAUUAUGGGUUCUACUACUACUUCUACCGGUGUAUUGAAAAGACAGUAUUGGUUAAGAUUAAUUGUGGAAUUUAUUAUAUGUCCUCUUGUUCUUUCUGGUUUCCCUCGCCGUUUCUCUGCUAUUCUGCUCUCACAAUCUCUCCCACAACAACAUUCAGAAAAAGGGUUUUGUGAUAUGUGAAUAUGGAGAAGAAGGUGGAUUCUAAUUUUCCUGCAGAAGUUCUUGAGGACUAUUUUAGGAGGGAAGAGUUCGAAACAAGUUCUUCGAAAGAUCGCUCCGAAAAUAAAUCAAAACAUGCGUCUAGAUGGCGUGGUUUCAUGCAAUUAUUAAAAAAUGGAUCAAAGAAAUCUAUUGCAGCUUUACAACCUCUCAGUGUCCUCAAGCUCUCAUCAAUUGGAAGGAGCAGUAGUAUGAGAGAAAAUGUUGUGCUGGCACCUGAUCUUCUUGUCCACACCGGAUUGUGUAACUCGAAGUCCGGCAAUAGAAAUUUCAGUCUAUCAGAGCUUCAAGCUGCAACCAACAAUUUCAACCCAGAGAACAUGAUUGGGAAGGGAGGUUAUGCUGAGGUUUACAGGGGUUGUCUUCAAAAUGGGCAAUUUGUAGCGAUUAAACGGCUAACCAAAGGUACACAGGACGAGAUGAUCGGCGACUUUUUGUCGGAGCUUGGGGUUAUGGCACAUGUGAACCAUCCUAAUACAGCCAAGUUAAUUGGUUAUGGCAUUGAAGGAGGAAUGCAUUUAGUCCUUGAAUUGUCUGCGCAUGGAAGCUUAGCUUCGUUGUUAUAUGGGUCAAAGGAGAAGCUAAAAUGGCAUAUUAGGUAUAAGAUUGCUUUAGGGACAGCAGAGGGUUUAUUAUAUCUUCAUGAGGGUUGUCAGAGAAGGAUUAUCCACAGAGACAUCAAGGCUGCCAAUGUUUUGCUUACGGAGGAUUUUGAGCCUCAGAUUUGUGAUUUUGGACUUGCAAAAUGGCUACCGGAACAUUGGACUCACCAUUAUGUUGCCAAAUUUGAAGGCACAUUCGGUUAUCUUGCUCCUGAGUUCUUAAUGCAUGGAAUAGUAGAUGAAAAGACCGACGUCUUCGCGUUUGGGGUGCUGCUCUUGGAACUAGCCACCGGUCGCCGAGCUCUAGACUAUUCACAACAAAGCCUUGUCCUGUGGGCAAAACCUUUACUGAAGAAGAACAAUAUCAGAGACCUAAUCGAUCCCUCUCUAGCCGGUAACGGUGGUUACAAUGCUGGGCAGAUGUGUAUUAUGCUCUUAGUUGCUUCUUUAUGCAUACAGCAGUCUCCCAUUCGACGGCCUCAAAUGAGUCAGGUUGUGCAGCUCUUGAAUGGAAACUUAAGCUACUUGAAAUAUACAAAGACAUCCAAAGUGUCAUUUCUCUGCAAAGCUUUCCGCGAAGAACUCUCAAGUGCAGAAAUACUCAAGAAGUCGAUGAUGAUCACUUGAUUAAGCAUUUCGAUACUGAAAAUCAGGAGUCAUUUCUACAACCUUAUUGAACUGCCUCAUAGAUAGAGUGAUAGCACACAAAUACAUGUAUAGUAGUACUAUCAAAGAGUAUAUUUUUUUUAAAAAAUGAUAGAAUGUUUUAUUGUAGGUAUAGAGUUGGAAAAGUUACAAAAGUAGUGUUGAGGACGAAAGAAAUUGUGGAACAAAGUUGAAGGAAGGCAUAGCAUUCGAUUUGGACUGUUUUAGAGCUUUUGAGUCAAAAAAAUAUUGUAGGCUACUUAUUGAUAUUCUUGAAGUUGAAACCAAAUUUUGGAAUUUUUAAGGUAAAA
Messenger RNA from Tripterygium wilfordii, 1936 nucleotides. Its product is annotated as receptor-like cytosolic serine/threonine-protein kinase RBK2. Gene Ontology annotation, molecular function: protein kinase activity; ATP binding. Bases 342 to 1607 code for a protein of 421 amino acids. Lineage: Eukaryota; Viridiplantae; Streptophyta; Magnoliopsida; Celastrales; Celastraceae. Gene Ontology annotation, biological process: protein phosphorylation. The transcript has 8 exons. The record is from RefSeq and is a predicted model, not a curated record.